Messenger RNA from Pongo pygmaeus (Bornean orangutan), 8141 nucleotides. Its product is annotated as RNA exonuclease 4-like. The transcript has a single exon. Gene Ontology annotation, cellular component: nucleus. Gene Ontology annotation, molecular function: 3'-5' exonuclease activity; nucleic acid binding. Gene Ontology annotation, biological process: rRNA processing; DNA catabolic process. The record is from RefSeq and is a predicted model, not a curated record. Lineage: Eukaryota; Metazoa; Chordata; Mammalia; Primates; Hominidae. The coding region runs from base 3080 to 4309 and encodes 409 amino acids.
UUGGGUGUUUCCUGACUUUGUCACAAACACUGCUUCAGUGAACCCAUUUGUCAUUGUCUUUACUCAAUCAUGAGCACAUUUGCAGAAUGAAAUCCUACAGAAGAAAUCACUGAGUCACGUGUGUGCAAACACAGUUUGUUUGAGUGAUGUUGCUGGAGCUGUGGGGAGUCGAGGUGGGCAGAGCCCAGCGAGGGGUCCACACCAAAACUGGCCAGACACCAGCCACAGGGCCUCUGACCUCGGCCACACUCCCCAGGGGGCACCAGAGGAGCAGCGCCAGCAUGCCCUGAAGACAGGACGAGUGCCCACUCGCAGUCAGCACCACCAUAGGGAGGAGGAGCAGAGGAGGGCUGGGGAGACUCAGGCAUCUGAAUAAGACUGAGAUUCCCAUUAGGCUUUGCCCAUCCGGGACCAGCUGAGAGGACCAGAAGCGGUGCUGAGUCCAAUUGCUCUGUAGACCCUCCAGCCUGAGGAGCAAGGUGCAGUGGAUGGGGACAAACUGUUCCAGAAUUAUAAAUGGGAAGCAGCUGCAUUUAUCUGCAUGUAGGAGAAGCAGCCACCUUCCCCUGUACCAGGAGUCUCAGCUGGAGGUCCACAGUAUCUUCCCAGGAGAGGCAGGUCAGCAUUUCUUAUCCUGCCUCCAGCUGCCUGAGGUUAAGUUCUAGGUGAGGGUGACAAGAGGUGGGGCUCCCUGAUGUCCAGCCACCACUCAUGACAUGAAGUCUCUGCCUUGGGCACAGUGCUGCUGAGAAUAGUGAGGCCCCACCAGAAGAGGUAAGCUGAAAAAACCCAAAGCUACUGCCCACCUCCAUCCAUCAAGUGCCUAGCUCCUAAGGUGGACUAUCACCUGGGGAGAAGUACACCCUUGUCCCCACCCCCAGCUCAAUAACCAUUGCUUGGAGAUUUUUCCCAGAGAACCUGAGGAGUUCAUCUGGAGUCAGAACAUAUAUCAAAUUCAGUUCAUAUCCACAAGGAUUGGUUCCAGGACUCCCCAAGGAUACCAAAAUCCAUGAGUGCUCAAGUCUCUUGUAUAAAAUGGCCUAGUAUUUGAUAUAAAAUACACAUAUCCUCCCAUAUACUUUGAAUCAUUAAAUUACUUAUGCAAGGUAAAUACUAAUGCAAUAUACAUGCUAGGUAAAUAUUUGUUAUACUGUAUUGUAUAGGGAACAAUGACAAAGAAAAAAGGCAGUUCAAUAUGGACACAACCAUCUUCUUCUUUAAAACAAACAAACAAACAGUAUUUUCUAUCUGCGGUUGGUUAAAUGAUGGCUGUGGAACUCAAUGAUAUGGAGGGCCAACGGUACCAACCUCCAGAACCACUCCUUCAAAGGAUCCUGUAUUUGAUUGAGUCUGUCUGUAGAGCAAUUGAAUCUCAAGGGCAUUGUUGAGAACAACACCACAAUCAGCCAGCAAUUAUUGGAGCUUAAAGCUGGUGUGGUCAGGGAAAGAGACAGUCAAAGAGGGACUGCCAAAACCACUGCCAUCACUGACUGUGGAGCCAAGGCUGCCUGAAGAAGCAAUAUCAAAUGUUCAACACCAGGGGGAGUAGGUUUCACUUAAACAAUCCAGCCCUUCACUAAAAAAUAAACAAGCAAAUAGCAAGCCCUUUGGGGGAAAAGGGGUGAGCACCCAGAGUUGCUACAAUAUAUUAUCUGUUAUCUAAAAUAUCCCAGCAAAAAAUAAUGAAACAUGCUAAGAAACAGGAAAGCAUCAUCUGUACCUCAGAAAAAAACAGCAAGAGAAACUUCCUGUAAGAGUAACUCGAUGUCAGAUUUUUAAAAAUAAAUUUUAUUUGUCUAUAUUUGAGGUUUACAACAUGACGUUAUGAGAUAUGUAUACACAGAAAAAUGGUUACAAUAGUGAAACAGAUGAACAUAGCUAUCAUCUCCUGUAGCUACUUUUUUGUGACAAGAGCAGCUAAAUAGGUGUCAGAUUUAACAAAGACUUUAAAGUGGCCAUUAUAAUAUGUUCAAAGAACUAAAGAAAGCCACGAUUCAAGAAGUAAAGUAUGAUGACAAUAUCACAUCAAAUAGGAAAUAGCAACAAAGAGAGAUAAAUUAUUUUUUAAAUGAAGAUACUGGAAUUGGAAAGUACAAUAAUGGAAAUAAAGUUCACUAGAGUUUUUAGUGGAUUAAACUGGCAGAAGAAAGAAUUCAUUAACUUUAAGAUAGAUCAACAGAGAGUAUGCAAGCCAAAGAACAGAGAGAAAAAUAAAUGAAAAAUGAACAGAGCUUCAGAGAUAUAUGAGACACCAUCAAGCACACUAGUAUACACAUCAUGAGAAUACCAGGAGAGGAGACAGAAGAGAAGGAAAAAUAUUCAACUAAAUAAUGACUGUAAAAUUUCUAAGUUGAUUGAAAAACAAUACACAUCCAGGAAGUUCAACAGACUCCAAGUAGGAUAACCACAGAGAUCCACAAAGAGUAAAAUGUACUAUAUCUCAAAUGGUAAAAGUGCUGGAGGAAAAAAAGCUGAAAGCCAAAAUCAAGUAGACAAUUUUGAAAACCUGCAAACAAAAAAACAAAACAAAGCAAAACAAAAACUUGUCCCUUACAAAAGAAUUCCCUUAAGAUUCACAGCUGAAUUCUCAUCAGAAAAAAAAAAGAAAAAAAAAAUGGUGGCCAAAAAGCAUUGGAAUCACAUAUUUAAAAUGCUCAAACAGGCCAGACAUGGUGGCUCACAUCUGUAAUCCCAGCACUUUGGGAGGCCAAGGCAGGCAGAUCACCUGAAGUCAGGAGUUCAAGACCAGCCUGGCCAACAUGGUGAAACCCCAUCUCUAGUAAAAAUACAAAAAUUAGCCAAGUGUGGUGGCACACACCUGUAAUCCCAGCUACUCGGGAGGCUGAGGCAGGAGAAUCGCUUGAACCCAGGAGGCAGAGGUUGCAGUGAGCUGAGAUCGUGCCACUGCACUCCAGCCUGGGCAACAGAGUGAGGUUCUGUCUCAAAAAAAUAAAAAAUAGGUCCCUGCAGCGGGUGUGUUUCGGCCUGGCCUGGGAAGGGCGCUUGUGUUGCAGGGCGCCGGGCCCGGGGAGGCCGGGGUCUGGGGUGGCGGCCGGCCCAGGCGCUGGACUGCGGCAGGAUGGGGAAGGCGAAGGUCCCCGCCUCCAAGCGCGCCCCGAGCAGCCCCGUAACUAAGCCGGGUCCUGUCAAGACGCUCACUGGGAAGAAAAACAAGAAGAAAAAAAGGUUUUGGAAAAGCAAGGCGCAGGAAGUAAGCAAGAAGCCAGGAAGCGGCCCCGGUGCUGUGGUGCGACCUCCAAAGGCACCAGAAGACUUUUCUCAAAACUGGAAGGCGCUGCAAGAGUGGCUGCUGAAACAAAAAUCUCAGGUCCCAGAAAAGCCUCUUGUCAUCUCUCAGAUGAGUUCCAAAAAGAAGCCCAAAAUUAUCCAGCAAAACAAAAAAGAGACCCCGCCUCAAGUGAAGGGAGAGGAGAUGCUGGCAGGAAAAGACCAAGAGGCCAGCAGGGGCUCUGUUCCUUCAGGCUCCAAGAUGGACAAGAAGGCGCCAGUACCUCGCACCAAGGCCAGUGGAGCAGAGCACAGUAAGAAAGGAACCAAGGAAAGGACAAAUGGUGAUAUUGUUCCAGAACGAGGGGACAUCAAGCAUAAGAAGCGGAAAGCUGAGGAGGCAGCCCCGGCCCCACCCACCGAGGAAGACAUCUGGUUUGACGACGUGGACCCAGCGGAUAUCGAAGCUGCCAUAGGUCCAGAGGCGGCCAAGAUAGCGAGAAAACAGUUGGGUCAGAGCGAGGGCAGCGUCAGCCUCAGCCUCGUGAAAGAGCAGGCCUUCGGCGGCCUGACAAGAGCCUUAGCCUUGGACUGUGAGAUGCUGGGCGUGGGCCCUGAGGGGGAGGAGAGCGUGGCCGCCCGUGUGUCCAUCAUGAACCAGUAUGGGAAGUGCGUUUAUGACAAGUACGUCAAACCAACCGAGCUCGUGACGGACUAUAGGACAGCGGUCAGUGGGAUUCAGACUGAGAACCUCAAGCAGGGAGAAGAGCUUGAAGUUGUUCAGAAGGAAGUGGCAGAGAUGCUGAAGGGCAGAAUUCUAGUGGAGCAUGCUCUGCAUAAUGACCUAAAGGUACUGUUUCUUGAUCACUCAGAAAAGAUUCGGGACACACAGAAAUAUAAACCUUUCAAGAGUCAAAUAAAGAAUGGAAGGCCGUCUCCGAGACUACUCUCAGAGAAGAUCCUUGGGCUCCAGGUACAGCAGGCGGAGCCCUGUUCGAUUCAGGAUGCCCAGGCAGCAAUGAGGCUGCACCUCAUGGUGAAGGAGUGGAGAGCAUGGCCCAAGAUAGGCGCCCCCUGCUGACCCCUGUGGGCCGCCAGCCCCUACGGUGCUGUCACCGCCCAUCUUCGGUGACACCCUGGGGUGAGGUGCUCAGCACCUUCCUCUCGGGGAGCCACAUUUUCCUCCUUUGUCUUAGGGGACAUAACAAGCUCUGCUGGGCUUGAGGGACCCAGACCAGGUGUCUGCAGUCAGCUCCUGAGACACGGCUGGCCGGCACAACUGGUGUUACAUCAGGGGUUUCCUGUGGCCGUUUGGACUUUGAGCGUUUAUCUAAAUAAAAUUGGCCCAGGGUUGGCUGGUGGGUCACCCAGCAGAGGCUUCUUCCCAUAGCACAAGGAUGUGUCGUCUGGGCACGGUGACCGCGGUUAUUCCUGGAGGUUGGCAGACAUGCCGACCUUGGGCUAUUUGAGCUGGAGAAGCUAUGUGAUGCUAGCCGGUAGCUUUCUUGGCUAGGCCCCAGUUCGAGGCUCCCCUGGGAACUAGAGUCAGGAACAGCCAGUGGCACUGACAAGGGGACGGAGUCCAAGGCAUUAUUGGGCCACCUGACAGCUGGACAGAAAAGGUGCAAUCACACCGAGGAUGUGAUUUAAAAUAAAUGCAGAUGUUUACUUUGAAAAUAAAUUAAAUAAAAAUAAAAAAUAAAAUAAAAUGCGCAAAAAGAAAAAAAAAACCUAUGUCCAGCAAAACUAUCUUUCAAACAUGAAGGUGAGCUGAGCAUGGUGACUUAUGCCUGUAAUCCCAGCACUUGGGAGGCAGAGGUGGAAGUAUAGCUUGAGGCCAGGAGUUUGAGACCAGCCUGCACAGCUUAACAAAACCCCAUCUCUACAAAAAAUAAAAUGAAAAAAAAAUGAAGGUAAAAUAAACUCUCAAAUAAACAAAAACUGACAGAUUUUGUAGCUAGCCAACUUCACUUCCCCACUUACAAGAAAUACUAAAUGAAAUUAUUCAGGCUAAAACAAAGUGACUCCAGAGGGUAAUUAGAAUCUACCCUAAAAAAAAAAACCCAAAAAGUGCUGGUAUAGGUAAUUAUGUAAUUACAUCGUAUAAUUGCAAAAGACAAUAUAAAAUGCAUGUUUUUUUCAUUCUUCUCUUAACUGAUUUUAAAAGCAAUUAUAUAAAGUUGUAUAUAUAGAAUGUAUAGUUGGACAUAUAACAUAUAGAAGUGCAAUAUAUUUGCCAAUAACAAUAAAAAGGAGGUAGGUGGCAAUAAAGCUGUAUAGGGCUAAAGAAAUGACUACAAAGGGUAACUUGAAUCCACAGGAACAAAAGAGAAGAACUAGAAAUAAGGAAGAAGGUAAAUAUAACAGAAGUUAUUAACAUAUACUCACUCUUCUUUCUUCUCUAAACUUCUUUAAAAGACAUAAAAUUAUAUAAUGUAAUAAUUAUGAAAGAGUCAUUGGGUUUGUAACAAUAAUGUAAUAUGUAUAACAGUAAUAUCACCAAAAGUGGGAUAAAAGGAACAGAGCUAUAUAAGAGUAAUGUUUCUAUGUAUCACUAGAACUAAGCUAGUAUAAAUAUGAAACUGAUGCUAAUAAUUUAGGACGUAUGUAGUAAGACUUAGAAUAGCCACUAAGGAAAUAACUAAAAGAAUUGUGGAAAAAAAUAAUUAAUGAAAUUAAAAUGGUACAUUAGAAAAUAUUUAACAUAAAGGGGAAUCAAGGACUGAAAAGACAUAAAACAUAUAGCACACAAAAAGUAAAAUAGCAGAUGCAAAUCUAACUAUAACAUUAAAUGUGGAUGGAUUAAAUAAUCCAAUCAAAAGGCAAGGAUUAUCAGGCUGGAUUUAAAAAAACAUGAUCUAACUAUGUAUUCUUUACAGGAGAUGCACUAGGCCCAAAAACACAGUGGGAUGAGAGUAAGUGGAUAGAAAAAGGAUGCACCGUGCAUAAAGCAAUCACAAGAAAGUUGGAGUGGCCAUACUAACAUCAGACAUCAGACAAGCUAGACUUUCAAACCAAAAAAAGUUUGUCAAGAUAAAGAGAGAUAUUUAAAAGUGAUAAAGGGAUUAAUCUAUCAGGAAGAUAAAGCAAUUAUUUAAAAAUUAUGCACCCAAUAAUGGAGCACCAACAUGGAGGAAGCAUAAACUGACAGAAAGGAAGGGAGAAACAGACAAUUCAGCAAUGAGAGUUAUAGAUUUCAAUACCACAUUUUCAAUAAUAGAGAAAAAGUUUCCAACAAGUAGUCUAAGUUUCUACCUCAAGAAACCGGAGAAGGGGCAAAAUUAAACCAAAAGCAAGAAAGAAGGAAAUAAGAAGUAGAGGAAUAUAAAUCCAUUAAAUUGACUACAGACCAAUAUCUCCCAUGAAUAUAAAUGCAAAAAUCCUCAAUAAAAUACUAUCAAAACUAAUCCAGUAACUACAAAAAGGAUUAGAUACCAUGACUGUGAUGGUUAACUUGGCUCAGGGGCCAGUUGCUUGGUCAAACAUCAGUCCAGAUGUUGCUGUGAAGUUAUUUUUUAAAUUCAAAUUAAUAAUUUAAUCAAUAGACUGAGUAAAAUCAAAUUACCUGCCAUCAUGUGGGUGGACCUCAUCCAAUCAGUUGAAGGCCUUAAGGGAAAAGACUGAGGUCUCCAGAAAAAUAUAUUCUGCCUACAGAUUGCUGUUGGACUCAAGACUACAACACGACUUGUGCUGGGAUUUCCAGCCUGCCAGCCAGCCCUACGUACUUCAAACUUGCCAGUCCCCAAAACAAUGCAAGCCAAUUUCUUAAAAUCUCUCUCUCCCUCCCUCCUACCCUCCCGCUCCAUUUUCCUCUUCCCUUCCCCCUCUCCCUUCCCUUCCCCAUCUUCCUUCCCUUCCCCUUCUCCCUCCCCUUCCCCCUUAAGCCUCUCUCUCUUUCAUUCUUUUUCCUUAGAGGUAGAAAUGGCCAGAUAUGUGAUUAUAUACCAAUUAUGGACUAUGACCAAUGGUCCAAAUGGAUGGUCAGGGACUUGGAGGGAAUAUAACUGGAAAAUUGGUGACAAGGAGGUCAUGUGUAUAGAUCUCUGAUAUUAUGUGUCAAGGUAGGUAUGUGUAUAGAUCUCUCUGAAUGGGCACAAAAAGUGAAGAUAUUUGUGUCCCAUGUGACAGCUCACCAAAGAGUGAUCUCAGAAAAGGAGGAGCUUAAUAAUCAAGUGGAGGCAGGGCACAGUGGCUCACGCCUGUAAUCCCAGCACUUUGGGAGGCCGAGGCAGGCAGACCACAAGGUCAGGAGUUCAAGACCACCCUGGCCAACAUAGUGAAACCCCGUCUCUACUAAAAAUACAAAAAAUUACCCGGGCGUGGUGGUGGGCGCCUAUAAUCCCAGCUACUCGGGAGGCUGAGGCAGGAGACUCACUUGAACCCGGGAGGUGGAGGUUGCAGUGAUUGGAGAUCGCACCACUGCACUCCAGCCUGGGUGACAGUGUGAAACUCCAUCUCAAUAAUAACAAUAAUAACAAUAAUCAAGUGGAUAGGAUGACACCAAUCAGCCUCUUUAUCCAGCCACCCUUGUCAUCAUCCAUGGGCUCCUGAACAAAAAGUGGCCAUGGUGGCAGGGAUGGAAGCUAUGCAUGGGCUCAGUAACACAGACUGCCACUCACCAAGGCUGACCCAGCAAUUGCUCCCACUGUGUGUCCAAUCUACCCUCAACAGAGACAAUAUACCCAAUCUACUGUGUGCCCAAUCUACCCUCAGCAGAGACAACACUGAGCCCUCAACAUGGUGCCAUUUUCCAAAGUGUUCAGCCAAAUACAUGGUGGCAGGUUGAUUACAUUGGACAGUUUCCAUCACAAAAGGGACAGAGUUUUGUUCUUACUGGAAUAGACAUUCUAGAUAUUGAUUUCCUUUCCCUGCACACAAUACUUCUGCCAAAACUACCAUCUGUGGACUUCCAG